AUGACUAUUAAACAAAAGGUAUUAUUUUUAGAAAAACCAAGAAUAGAAGAACAAAAUAGAUUCGAAACUUUAUUUGAUUGUAUAUAUUAUCAAGUAACAAGUAUAGAACAAUGUAUAAAAGAUUUUCAAACAAGAUUAAUAGACGUAGAAGCUAUAUACUGUGGCUGGAUGGGGUUUGCACAAUUAGGUGGAUUUAAGGGUAAAUUAUUGAAUUUUGCACCAAAGAAUUUAAAAAUAAUGACAACUUGUUCAGUUGGAUAUGAUCAUUUCGAUGUUGAAGGAUUAACUUCAAAAGGUAUUGUUUUAACUAAUGUACCUUCUACUUUAGCCUUUGAGGCAGUUGCUGACUUAGUAUUGUAUAACACUAUAGCAAGUUUCAGAAAUUUUAAAAUAUAUGAAAAAAAUUUCAAAAAUGAAUAUUCAACUACUAAUGUGUUAAGAACUUCAUUAAUUGAUGGGGAUUUUGAUCAAGAGGAAGGUAAAGCUGUUUUGGAGCCAGUAUACAGACAUUCAUAUGGCGAGUCUUGUUGUGGGAGAUCCAACUUGUCCCCAAAGAAUCAUAAUGUUGUUAUAAUCGGAUUUGGGAAUAUUGGUAAAUUGAUAGGGAAAAGAUUAAAUUGUAUUGGAAUGAACGUUCAUUAUGUUAAAAGAACUAAACUAUCUGAUGCUGAAGAGAAAGAACUAGGCUAUAGAGUAACUUAUCAUUCAUCAAUUGAAGAAAUCAAAGCAUUUGCAGAUUUAAUAGUAGUGGCAUGUCCAGGAUUACCAAGUACAAGACACAUAAUAAAUGAAAACUUAAUAAAUCUUAUGGAAAAACAGUUUAGAAUUAUAAACAUUGGUAGAGGCUUCUGUGUUGAUGAAACAGCCUUAGUGAAGGGUCUAAAAUCUGGUAAAAUUUUAUUUGCAGGUUUGGAUGUAUUUGAAAAUGAACCAUCCGUGAAUCCGGAAUUAAUAAAUAGACAAGAUGUUGUAUUAAGUCCUCAUAUUGGAUCUGCAACUACUGAAAAUUAUGCAUAUACUGCUUUAACAUCAAUUGAAAAUAUUGAAACUGUCUUGUUAAAAUUUGAUAGACCAAUUACUCAGGUAAAUUAA
Molecule: messenger RNA, 1092 nt
Organism: Lodderomyces jiufengensis
Lineage: Eukaryota; Fungi; Ascomycota; Pichiomycetes; Serinales; Debaryomycetaceae
Exons: 1
Coding region: 1-1092 (363 amino acids)
Cellular component (GO): cytosol
Molecular function (GO): glyoxylate reductase (NADPH) activity; NAD binding; hydroxypyruvate reductase [NAD(P)H] activity
Source: RefSeq, a predicted model, not a curated record